Penicillium egyptiacum is the source of this 939-nucleotide messenger RNA. Lineage: Eukaryota; Fungi; Ascomycota; Eurotiomycetes; Eurotiales; Aspergillaceae. The record is from the annotation of a GenBank genome assembly.
AUGUCUGCAUCCCUCGCAUUCGUCUUUCCUGGUCAAGGGUCCCUAUCAGUGGGCACGCUCGCCGACCUCGGCGCUGAAAGUCCAGUGAUCCUCGAAACCUUCAAGGAAGCUUCGAAGGCUCUGGGAUACAGUCUGUGGGCGCUGGUCCAGGAAGGUCCGCAAGAACAACUCAAUCAACCAGAAAAGGCGGAGCCGGCGAUCCUGACUGCCUCCAUCGCCCUGUGGCGUCUGUGGUUGGAAAGUGGCGGUCCCUGCCCGGCCUUCGUUUCUGGCCACAGCUUCGGCGAAUAUAGCGCCUUGGUCGCGGCCGGCAGCUUGUCGCUGGAGAGUGGGGUUCGCCUGGUAGAGUCUCGUGCUCGGUUGAUGCAGGCAACCGCAGAACUCAAUAAUGGCGCCAUGGCCACUAUCCUCGGCCUGGACAAUGCCGACGUGGUCGCCAUCUGCGGUGAAGCGGCCGACGACGAAGUGGUCAGCGUGACCUACUUCAAUUCACCAGAUCAGGUGGUCAUCGCCGGCCACAAAGCCGCGGUGAAUCGCGCCACCGAGCUGUGCAAGGCCAAGGGUGCCAAGCGCGUUGUGCCGCUGGCAGGCAAUGUGCCGUCGCACUGCGCCCUAAUGAAACCAGCCGCGGACCGUUUCUCUGCGAUGGUCAAUAGCGUCGAGUGGAUGGCGCCACACAUGCGGGUGGUGCGCAACGUUACCGCCACCGUCGCCGACGACCUCGAUGCGCUCAAGCAGAACCUGCUGGUGGAGCUAUACCAGCCGGUACGCUGGGUCGAUUGUGUACAGACCCUGGCUGGGAAUGGCGUGGUGAAUCUGGUGGAAUGCGGCCCGGGCAGGGCUCUGGCAGCCCUGAACAAACGUUGUGCCGAGGGCGUGACCACCUACAGUAUCAAUUCUCCUGAUCAACUAGCCACAACCCGUGAAGCCCUAAGUUAG